UUUACACAGUCCUUACCGGUCGAAAGCGAUAACGCAAAAGGGCCCCGCAUGGCAUGGAAAGGGAAAGCUUGAAGAGGGAAAACAAAAUUAUCGAUCGUUUCUGCGGACGAGUAACAUUGAGUGGCUUCGACUCGUAUAGAAUUCCGGUCCAAUUUACUUCGAAUAAGUGUUCGUCUCAUGGUAAUUUGGUGUAGUCACGUUUUUACCGAAAGUGAAGUGACACCAAGCGCUAAGUUAAUCGUUGUGAUUUUUUCGUUGUGAUUGGACUAUCUGGCAAUCUAUUUUGGGUUGCUUUUUGAUUGCACGCUAUCGGGAACAGUUGUCACGCAGCAGUAUGUCUUUUUCAACGAUGUACAAACGUGCCCUCGUGCGCUAUCCCGUGUUGGUGCAGUCGGUCCAAUCGGGGCUACUGAUGGGGGCUGGUGACGUGAUUGCGCAAGGAUUCAUCGAACGAAAGGAUUGGAAAUCGUUCGACGGUAUGCGUGCCUUCAAAUUCUUUGGAAUAGGAUUUUGCGUCGGUGGUCCUGGAUUACGGAAAUGGUAUGGUGUACUGGACCGACACAUUGGCAGCAAGGGCGGUAAUAAAGCGAUCACUACGCUGAAAAAAGUCGCACUAGAUCAGCUCAUCUUUGCACCCGUCUUUCUUGGCACACUGAUCGGAACGAUUGGUUUGCUGCAAGGCCACAACUUGGUCGAAAUCAAGCACAAGUUACGCCACGAGUAUGGAGACAUCCUGCUGACGAACUACUACAUCUGGCCGUGGGUGCAGUUGGCAAACUUCUAUCUAGUCCCACUCAACUACCAGGUGCUGCUUGUGCAGUCGGUGGCAGUGUUUUGGAAUACGUACCUUUCCUGGAAGACAAACCAAAGCGAAGGUGCGUCCGGUAAGCAUGGCACCGUGAAACCAGUCGCACACGAACCACUUACCGCUGGGGAGGAAACAGUUGCCACGUAAGAUCGUUACCGUUGUGGAGAGUGCGAGCGGUACGUGUGACAUCAGGAACCGCAUCAACUUUGUGAUACUAGUGGGUACGUACCGGUGAGUGGCAUUCAAUAGGGGCAGGAAAGCUAUAUUGCAACUAGAAAAUGCAUAAGUAAGAGCGCGAUUGUUGCGGUCGCGAAAUUGUUGAUAAACCUGACAAAAAUUAGAAAUUUAUAUAGUUCUUCCCUUGAGAGCUUGUGCAGAUAGCCAUUUACUAAAAAUUAGUUGCCGCAAUCAUGGUUGUUAGCCAUAAAGUUACGUUUCUGGGUUGAAAAAAAGAAAACACGGUAAAAAUGCCAUACGCUCUAUAAACAGAUCCUUAAAAAGACAACCAUUAGUGCGAUACAAUACCAUUGAAUGGUUUGAUUUGGUAAAAUAAUCCUUUAGAAAUAACGCAGAUAACAAUAUCAUAUAAAACACUUUAAAUAGCAUAGCUACAUUCUUAACUUCACGAUGCCAUUAUGGAGCAUUAGUGGGAUUUGUUUUUGUUUUGCACUUUAAAGCUUGUAUAAACCGUACCAGGUUUGCAACGUAACAACACCAAACCAAUACCAGUUACAUAAAAUUAAGAUAGAAAAAGCUUUCAUCGAAGGCUAAUUCCUGGCAUCGGUAUAAUACUAGAAGGCGGACAAAUUUUUAGAACAUCCAGUUUUAACGCGUAGAAAACCUCGUCAGCAAAUAACACAAAUGUUCCUUAUUGUUUCAAUUAUAUAGCAGGAAAAAGCUAUAGUCAUAAUUAACAAAUAAUAAACUGGUCUCUCAACUUCAA
This is a messenger RNA of Anopheles moucheti, 1751 nucleotides long. It is a transcript of the gene Mpv17, whose product is annotated as protein Mpv17. The transcript is spliced from 2 exons. NCBI's taxonomy places the organism in Eukaryota, Metazoa, Arthropoda, Insecta, Diptera, Culicidae. Gene Ontology annotation, cellular component: membrane; cytoplasm. The record is from RefSeq and is a predicted model, not a curated record. The coding region runs from base 335 to 955 and encodes 206 amino acids.